Molecule: messenger RNA, 2906 nt
Organism: Biomphalaria glabrata
Lineage: Eukaryota; Metazoa; Mollusca; Gastropoda; Planorbidae
Product: nibrin-like
Exons: 14
Coding region: 391-2742 (783 amino acids)
Biological process (GO): mitotic G2 DNA damage checkpoint signaling; double-strand break repair via homologous recombination
Cellular component (GO): Mre11 complex
Molecular function (GO): damaged DNA binding; protein binding
Source: RefSeq, a predicted model, not a curated record
AUCAAAUAAGACCUAGAAAGUAGAUCUACUCUAGAUUCUGGAUCUUUAUUUUUGAUCUAGCACUGAAAGUCUAGAUCUAGUCUAUUCAAGAUCUAGAUAUAGAUCUAAGUCAGUAGAUUUAUCUAUCUAGAAUAGAUGUAUAUCUAUAAUAAAUAUAAAUAAUAGAGUUAAAGAUCUAGUUCUAGAUCAAGUACUGAAGUAGAAUAGUAGAUCUACUACUAGAUUACUAGAUUUUUAGAUCUGAAGUCAGUGAAGUUUGACGGUAUCUGACCAGUCACCAGUGGCACAGCGGCUGGCAGUAACAUAACAAUUAAUUUAAUAUAAUAAUUUAAAUACUAGAUCUAAUACUAAUAAUAACAUUGGACUUGGCCCACACUCACAUUUUCAGUAAUGUGGUUAUUAGUUUCUGUUUCACAGCCAGAUUUGAAAUUUGUCAUUGUUGGAGACCAUCAGUAUGUUGUUGGACGACAGAACUGUGACAUUGUCAUUCCUGAUGCAUCCGUCAGUCGUAAACAAGCAAUUCUUACCAUGGCACAUUAUGAAUCCAAUGUUGCCAAGUCAUUUAUCACACCAACUUUGACUCUAGAGGACGUCUCAAAGUUUGGUACAUUUGUGAAUGGCAAACAAGUGAAGAAUCCUGGUGGAAACACAAUCACACUCAAACAUAAUGAUGAAAUCAAAUUUGGUGGGGCACAAGCUUCUAUUUUUAGAGCUGUUUAUGAAUCUUUUAUUGCCACUACAUCCUGCUUAGAGAAAGCACCCAAGAAAUGUCUUCAUAAAGUAAUGUGCUUGCUUGGCGGCCAUGUUGUCAGAGAUUGGCGUCCAACCUGUGACUUACUAAUCAUGUCCAAUAUAAAUGUUACCAUUAAGGUCAUUUGUGCAAUAAACAACCAGAAACAUAUUGUGACACCCAAAUAUCUAGACGACCUUUACUCUUACCAUAGAAAGCAGACAGAGAAACCUAAUCCAGUAGAUUACUUACCAAAGGUCGUAGACCAAGAGGUUCCCCAAGGUGUUUCAUUUCAUCCCAAUGCCAAGAGAGCCACAUUGUUGGAAGGACUGAAGUUUUAUUUUCUCUCAGCCAUUCAGUUUAAUAAAACCAACUUGGCUGUUUCUACUGCUGGCGGUCAACCUAUCUUGCUAGAAGAUGGCACAGAAGAAGAUGCUGACACUAUGACGCAAGAUUGUACAGUUGUGGUAGCAGUCACCAGAGACAUUCUGGUCACAUUAAGUCCAAGCUGUCAAAAGUUUGUCAAGCUGGUCUAUAGCACUUUGAAAAGGAAAAGUUUAAGAAUGGUGACAGAUCCUGAAAUAGGUUGGUCAAUACUGACCUGUAAUACAGAAGACUUCUGCAACCCCAGGUCACCCAUAACUCCCAGCAUGCUGUCGGCAAUGGCAAGUCAAAGUUUAAGUCAGAUGACUGAGAUGGAUUCAUCUCGUGAUACUCAAUUAAAUGACAACAGAUCAUCAAAAAGACUUAGUGCAACGUCAGGUGAUAUAGGAAAUACAUUGAAGGAAUUUUGUGAACCACAAGUCAUGAAAGUGAAGAGCGACCUCCUAUCACAAGACUGCUCCAGUGAUGCUUCAACUGACAUAGGAAAUCCAACAACAAAGAGAAUUAACAAUGAUGCGACUAAAUCACCUCUCUUAGAGAAAAAGAACAAAGAUGUGACUCUAGAAGACAAAUUGUCUGACAAUGUCAAUAGAAUGAAAUCUGACUCUGACUCUAUUGAGGAAGCACAAACUGUUCUGAAUAUUGAAGAUAAAUUCAAGAGUUUGAAAUCUCCUGUCACCCAUGGGGGUGAAAAAAGCGAUAAUAUUAGAUUAAAUUUAAUCAGGGAGCCAUCUCCGCCUAAUGAUAUGGGAAAUGUUUUUGCUCGUCAGAAGACGAAAAAGAAUUACAAGGUGAAAAAGUUUAGUAGAGAUGAUUCUGAUGAUGAUUCAUUUGACUGUAAGACAAACAGACAGAAAAGAAAGCCCUUGUUUGUAGAUGACGACGAGGAGUGCAAUAUUUCCAAAACCAGAAAAAAGGAAGUCGUUUUUAAAGAAGAAAGUGAUGAUGUUUAUAAAACUUUCAUGAGAGACAAUGUCUGUAAAGAAAAAACAGAUGGUAAUUCUAAAACUCUUAAAGAAUAUGAUACUGUCAAGGGUAAAGAGGAUGAAGUAACAUUUAAGGAAAAGAAAGUUGAUAAUGAUUUUGGCAACCUAGAGGCCAUUGACAAUGAUGUUAGUGAACUGUUUUAUGAUCCCUUAGUUGAAGAGGAAAUUCAUACCCCUUCACGUUGGGAGCUAAGUUCACAUCCAACUGUUGUGUCUGAAGGUUGGAUUAAUAAAAAGGUGAAAGCCUGUGAUAGUGAUAUAAAGCUUGAUGUCAAACCUGAUCCUGAACUGUUGUGUGACAAAGAAGGUAAUUUAUUACGUAAUAUGUGUGAGGUCCAGGUGGUUGAACUGGUUUCACACCAGCCACGUAAAUCCAAGCUCCCUGCAGCACCUUCUGAAGCAGGGGUAAAGAACUUUAAAAAGUUUAGGAAGACAGAAAAUAUUGGUUCUAAGAAACUGCCAACUAUUAUUGGCAGAAGAGAUCUUGAAGUUUACUUGGGCAGCAAACACAAGGAAAUAGAAGAUAUGUUUUCUAAUGAAUUGGCACUUGAAAAUGAAAGACAAAGAGAAGAGAAAAGAACUAGAGAUUAUUUUAACUGGGACGAUGAGCCCAAGAAGCCAGUUCGUCGUAGAGCAAGAUAACUUUCCAGAGGAGCUGGAAGUGUGGUUUUGAUGUUUUUGAUGUAAAUACUAUUCUAACUUGAACUACAUUGCAAAAUUGAUUGUGACAUUUUCUUUGUAGGUCUUUCGGAAAUGAUGUAUUACAAAUAGCUUUAUAUACACCAAUAAACUGUACAGAGAUCUCA